Messenger RNA from Artibeus jamaicensis (Jamaican fruit-eating bat), 879 nucleotides. RefSeq names its product poly(A) binding protein cytoplasmic 1 like (gene PABPC1L). Lineage: Eukaryota; Metazoa; Chordata; Mammalia; Chiroptera; Phyllostomidae. Gene Ontology annotation, molecular function: poly(A) binding; poly(U) RNA binding; mRNA 3'-UTR binding. The record is from RefSeq and is a predicted model, not a curated record. The transcript has 5 exons. The coding region runs from base 54 to 542 and encodes 162 amino acids. Gene Ontology annotation, cellular component: cytoplasmic stress granule; cytosol; ribonucleoprotein complex.
CUGGGGGUUUGCUGGCGUGGUUCAGCCUGUUUCCCAAGCGGGCACUGGACACAAUGAACUUUGAGGUGAUCAAAGGCCAGCCCAUCCGCAUCAUGUGGUCCCAGCGAGACCCAGGGCUUCGCAGGUCAGGUGUGGGUAACAUCUUCAUCAAGAACCUGGAGGAGUCCAUUGACAACAAGGCCCUAUACGACACCUCCUCCACCUUUGGGAACAUCCUCUCUUGCAAGCUUCCUUGGCCACUUCAAGUCCUGACAGGAGCGGGAGGCCAAGCUGGGGGCCCGGCCUCGGAGUUCACCAACACCUACGUGAAGAACCUCCAGGUGGACGUGGACGAGCAGGGCCUGGGGCAGCUCUUCUUCCAGUUUGGGAAGAUGCUGAGUGUGAAGGUGAUGAGGGAUGACAGCGGCCACUCCCCAGACUUUGUCAACUUUGAGAAGCAUGAGGAAGCCCAGAAGCCUCCAGCCCCGGCUGUGUACUGCGGCUCUGGCCCCCGUCCAGCCUGCCCCCAGGUGGAUGGCCCAGCCUCCUGGAUCCUCCCGUGAGUGACGCCGCCCCUUCCACCCAUGAGUGUGGGAGAAACAUUGAUGUGAGAGAAACAUGGAUCAGUUGCCUCUCCAAUGUGCCCCAGCCAGGGACUGAACCUGCAACCCAGGCAUGUGCCCUGACUGGGAAUCGAACCUAUGACCUUUCAUUUUGCAGGACAACACCCAACCAACUGAGCCAUGCUGGCCAGGGCCAGAUUGGCUCCUCUUUAAAAUGGGGAUGAGAACAGUUUUCCCGUUUUGUUGUGUGGGUGAAUGGGAUCACACAUGCAGGGACUUAGCGCUGGGUCUGAACUCAGUAGGUUCACAGCGGCAGCUGUGAACAGGGAGAAGACUG